AUGGAUAUCACCUUUCUAUUCAAGAACAAGGAAACCUGGGAGGAAAUGCUGGCAGUUGGGGGCCUUGCACUCUCCUUAGCCUACAGCCUGCCUGGCACCCCCCAGGAGGGCCCCCAACCAGAAAAAACAGGACUUCCCCCACUUCUGGAGCUCCUCUGGAGGCCAGGGCACACAUGGAGGGGGCCAGGCACUGUGCCAGAUAUUAAGGAAGCAGAGACCCCGAAAAGGAGACCAGACCAGGAGCGUUCACCCUCAAACCUGGGUACGGGGCACACAGAACUGCUUAUGAGCUUUGCAGGUACCCAGGCCUCGCCCCUGCGGUUCAGAUUCACUGUCAAAACCGCCCUAGGAGCUCAUACAUAG
Rangifer tarandus platyrhynchus (Svalbard reindeer) is the source of this 363-nucleotide messenger RNA. NCBI's taxonomy places the organism in Eukaryota, Metazoa, Chordata, Mammalia, Artiodactyla, Cervidae. The record is from the annotation of a GenBank genome assembly.